Molecule: messenger RNA, 6458 nt
Organism: Linum trigynum
Lineage: Eukaryota; Viridiplantae; Streptophyta; Magnoliopsida; Malpighiales; Linaceae
Source: the annotation of a GenBank genome assembly
GAUCAUUUUAUUUCAAAUUUCCCAGCCCCCUCUCGCCGGAAACUCGGCCCCCUCACCUUCUCCCUAGAUUUUCCGGCCAUAACUUCCUAUCCCGACCUCCAAAUCACAAAUUGCGAGCGCCCCCACGCUCCUGGCGUCGAGGAGCACAUUCCCCAAAGAUUUGGGCUGGUUUGGCUGAGGUUGGGUCGCCGACGGUGAGUUUUCCGGCGAGUCUCCGGUGUGUUUUCCGACGACUUUGGGUGCUUCUUUCCACUUGCUUCACCUCUCUCGUGGUCUCUUCUUACGUCUCCAGGUGUGUUCUCCUUGUCUUUCCCUAUAUUUAUGGAGAAUCGAUACCUAGAGUUAGGUGAAGAACUUCUGAUUGUGGAAUGAAUGGUUUGGGAAUAUUUUGGGUUUGGGGGAUGAUUGGGAUGAUUGCAUGUUGCAUUGUAUGCGGGCUAGUAUGGUUUUUUGUGUGGUGGAUCGAUUGGUGCUUAUUUCAUACGGGUUUGGGUAUGCUUGUUUCACCGGGGGCCUAGUCCACUGUCCGAAUCGCUCGAUUUGAGGGUCCCCGGUGUAUUUUGCUGUGUCAAUCUCGUAUGAUGGGUAUGCUUGUUUCGCCGGGAGUCUAGUCCACUGUCCAUAUCUUUCGAUAUGAGGGACCCGAAUGCGGUCCACUACCCGUUCGUGCAGUCCUCAGGGUUUGAGGAUGAGUACCCUCCACCCACCGGCGAUGGUGGUGAUGCCUUCUAGAGCGGGUUUUGUGCUUUAUUUGUUUUCCACACUGAGACUCCGUGUUUUAUGGUUUUGUUUUGUUUUGUUUUGUUUUGUUUUAUCUUGGAUUGUAGACUUGGUACUCUGAUUUCCAUCACCCAGUGUGUGUGUUUUUGUUGUCUCUAGCUCUGUGCCCCCUUCUUUUAACUGGUCCGCCUUCCAGUCCACGUUCCUGACCACUGUUUCACGGUAACAUCGUUCCCCUUCCCUCUGCUCCAUUGAGGACAUUGUCGCGUUUAAGUGUGGGGGGGUCCUUUGUAUGAAUUGGAACGUAUAUAUGUGUGCUUGGAGCCUAGUCCACUGUCCAAAUCUUGAGAUUUGAGGGCUCCAAGCGCGACUGUUUGCUUGAUGAUUGAUCGUAUUGGCACUAUGGAUGUGAUUAGUGAAUUGAAUGGCUUUUGACUUGAUACAUGACAACUUGAGUGUGACUUAGACAACUUAUUGUGAUGACUGAGAUGUGCAGUAGAAUUGUGUAGGGGUUCAGUUUUUUCAACUGUCUGCUCACCAAAUGUGACUUGGUUUGAUCACUUGCUUUUGACAGUCAUUUAUGCAUCUAGUUCAGGGAAUCAGAACGAGAGAUAGAGCAUAUAGGUAGCCAUGUGAGAUUUGAGCCUGCUCGUUUCUUUCUUGUGCGAUAGUUUCCUCUUCCAUGAUGUGCAGCAUUCACGUUGUAUUAGCUAAGAUGAUGGAGGCAUAGGAUUAGCCCACGACCAAAUUGACUGUCCUGGUGUGUCAUACCCCUAGUCAGCCCCUUUGAGCCGUGUGUUUUCUUUCUUUCGGUCUUCAAUGAAAAGUCACCCUUUUGCAUCUUUUAGAAGGUUCCACAUAGUGAUUCUUACAUGUUCUCUGCUGUUUCUGCUAAAUGUAAUGUGAGGGUUGGAGGUAGUGCUUAAAAGUUGGGCAGGUGUUUGAAGUUGUGCAGAGGUGGUGGUUCUCUUAAGAAAUGAAAAAUAAUGAAAGAAAAUCAAAGGAAAAAAAGAAAGCAAAAGAGGGCCACCACCAAAAAUUUGAAAUAGUGUUUCUUAGCAGUCUGGCUUAGAAAUACUAGCAUUUAUGUAACCUCCUUCGCUCUUGUGCUCUGAACUUGAGUAAUGCAGAAUAGCAGAAAGAAAGUUAUUGGUUUGAUUGAUUGUGAGUCUGUUGGGUUUGGAAAUGUGGAACCUUGUGUUGUAUGAAUACUUCCACCACCUAAAAGGCCUUUUCCCCAUGUCCAAGACCCUAUCCAGUCAUCUGAACCUGUGUCUAAGACCUCCGGAUUAGUUAGUGAUGACACCCCAUAUGUGAACUCUAGCACUUAUAGGCUGCAUUCAUGAUGAAGAGAUGUUAGGGAUUGAGAGAUCAAGCAUGCGCAUUUUUCGCAUCAUAUUGUCCUGACCCCACUGGUCGAGAGUGAGCGAUUCAUUUUCUCUUAUUCUCUAUACUCUUUAUCCCGGUGAGGACCUAGAUUGCUCGGUCUUAAUUCUGAUAUCUUGAACUUUGUGCAUGACGUGACUGUUUUGAACAAGUGGUUGAGUCAAGUCUAUGUUGGUGGGUGAACAGAAGGGAGACUAUUCCUUUGCUCGAUUUUACUGCAUUUGAAUGUCAUCUGUGGUGGUUGUCUAGGUUGUCAUUGAAGUUGUCCAUGUGUUACUGAUCGAAAGCCAGUAUGAUCCACGUGUUUUGUGCGGAUAUGUCAUGCCUUGUUGUUUUGAGCUUACCUUGUGUCUGACUUGGUUUGCUUGGGGACAAGCAAACGGUUAAGUGUGGGGGAAUUUGAUAACAAUGUAAUUGCACGUAUUUGUGCCCCUAGUUCUUAUCUGUUUGAGGGGCAUAGUCGUGUAUUUUUGGCCUAUUUUACGCCGGGUUGUGCUAUUUUGUCAUAUUUCAGGUCCCAAGCGUCAAAGGAAAGGCUAAGAACGAGUUUCGAGGCAUUCGGAAGUCAUUUCGUCGAGCUGGAGCCAAAACAUGGGCACACCUAAAACAGAACACGGCAGUGUUCUGUGGCCGUGCUUUUACUGCCGAGAGCAAAUUCGAGUUUGGCAAACAUUGGCUAAAAACACGGGCAGGGCUUAGACAAAGCACUGCCGUGGCCACCAAAGCACGGCCGUGUCCAUCAUCAAACACGCCCGUGUUUCUCCCAAUGCACUGGCCGUGUAAUUAACCCUAGCCAAAGCACGGGCGGGCUGAGGCAUUACACGGCCGUGCCCUCGACCGUGCUUUGGCAACUGAUGCCCUUUUAAGCAUAUUUUCAGCCAAAGAGAAGGGGAUUCGAGUUUUGAGAGAGAUAGAAUGAUUCCUAGAGAGAGAAAGCGACGAACAAGAGUCUCCAAGUGCCCUAGCUUGAUCUUCAUCACCAUUGGAGGCCAGUUUGAGCUUGGAAAAGUGUCGAUCAACGUCCAGAAGCAGGAAUCCAUCCUUCACAGUAUGAAUUCCGCGUCUGAUUCUGCUUUUGCUUCUUUCUCCAUGGAGUAGUUCUCCCAUUCAUCUGGGUAUGGAGAACCCUAGAUUUGUAUGUUAGGCUUUGAUUGUAUGAACCCAAGUACUGAUUCUAUGAUUUGAUUAUAUUCGAUUGAGGUUUGAAUGAUUGAAUGACUUGAAUCCUGAUCAAAUUCCUGUUGUUUCUGCUUUAACCUAGAAUGAGAAUAUAUGCCUAGGUUGAUAGAGCAUCCUUGAUUGAAGGUAGGGAGUUGGUGACUUUAGUCGAGGAGCCAACUCACUAUUCUGUACCGGAUUUACUCCGGUAGUGGAGGUUUUGUUUGUUAAGGCCUCAAUCUGUUUACUCCGGUGGAGGUUAGUCGCCCGCUAGAGAUUCAGAUUGAGAGGGUCUGAAGACCUUUAGUCGAGACUUCAGGCUGUUUCAGAACCUUCCGCAGUAUAACUAUCAUAGAAACUGAACUUGGUAAUUACAAUCCGGCUUAACUGCAGUCUAGGGGGAACCAUAUCCGGGUGACCUCUCUUAACCUGAAUACAACUGUUUACUUACUUUGUUAGUUUGUUAGUUAAGAUUUGCAUUAAAGUUUCAUUGCUAGAUAACAAGAAUUCACUGAGUAGUCAUCAAAUCUAGGACCCGGGUUGACAUGUAAACCCAAACCCGCUAUACUACGCUUUAGGAAGUGGUUCCACUUGGCCAAUUCUUGGAGUGACAUUAGAAGUGAGUCAAUCAUCCUCAAACAUAUGGGCAGAGUGAACGAACCAUCCUUACCUUGGAGGAGUUACUGCGAUCAUGUGUAAUGCAAUGGGAAGAAUCAUGGAUUGACCAUUUGCCCCUGAUUGAGUUUGCUUACAACAAUCAGUACCAUAGUAGUUUGGGUGUUCCAUCAUAUGAAGUACUUUAUGGGAGGAAUUGCAGGACACCAUUAUGUUGGGAUGUAGAAGGAGUAAGGAAAAUCUCAGGGCCAGAGAUAGUUUAGAUCAAAGUUGAUAAGGUCCAGGAAAUAAGGGAGCGUUUAAGGGUGGCUCAAGAUCGACAAAAAGUUUAUGUUGACACGAUUAGGCGUGAAGUUAAUUUCGAAGUGGGUGAGAAAGUAUUUCUCAAAGUGUCACCCUGGAAAGGCGUGAUGAGAUUUGGUAAGAAAGGAAAGCUUGCACCUCGGUAUAUUGGACCCUAUGAAAUCACAGAGAAGAUUGGACCAGUGGCAUAUAAACUAGCAUUGCCUCCAGAGCUAUCCCAAAUCCACAAUGUAUUUCAUGUUAGUAUGCUGAAGAGGUACAAAGUGGAUCCUUCCCAUGUUAUACAACCAGAAGAAAUCGAAUUGGGUCCAGAUUUGACUUUUGAGGAGGUUCCAGUUGAGAUUGUUGAUUUUCAGAUUAAGACUCUUCGUAGGAAGGAAAUUCCAUUGUUGAAGGUUGUGUGGAGGAAUCAAGAAAGUGAGAGUGCUACCUGGGAAACUGAAGCAAGUAUGCGAGAGAAGUACCCUGAGUUGAUAGCGACCUACUUUAAAGGUUAACAAUCUUGCCUAGUAAGUUAUGUUUUGAACUUGUUGAUGUGCUUUUGUUGUAAUAGCCCAGUAUAGGUUUUUGAAACCUAAACAUGGGAACUUGAGUUGUUAUGUGUUACUUUCUAUGUUGUGAAUCACCUAACCUAAGAGUUAGGUAAUGGUUUAUCUACGAUAGACCAUGUCAAGGGUAAGUAACAGGAGUUAGAGUACGACUCAAGGUUAGAUUUUGGGGACGAAAUCUUUUAAGGAGGGGAGAAUUGUAAUAUCCCGUUCCGGCAAAACCCAUAUUUUCGAUCGUUAGAAAGUUCGCGAUUUAAAAUCGAGCGUUUUGAUAGUAUUUCGACGAAAAUUGGAUUAUCUAUCGAUCGAAUAAGUAUAUAUAUAUAUAUAUUAUAUAUCCCGUGUCCAUUUAAAUCCCAUCUUCAUCUUCUUUUCACUUUCCACCGAGGGGAAACGGAAACAGAGCGAGCCGAGCAGAGCAAACAGGGGAGCUCGGGGAGAAAUUCCAAAGCUCAAAUUCUUGAGCCCUAGUGAUCCAAAAAUCCCUUAAGUAAUGCCUAAUUCAUCUAUUCAUCGUGAUUUAUCGAUUAGAGCUUUAAAACGAGUUUUUGGUUCAGGAAUUUCUUGAAUUCUCGAUGAGCCAAAUUAGGGUUUUGGAGUAUCCGGAAGCCGGAUUGAGCCCAAAUUUCAUAUACGAGCUUCCUGCAGCUAGGUAAUCAAUCCUCUAGUUCUAAUCCCUGAAUUUCGGCAAUUAUUUAGGUCGGGGUCCAAAUCACUGAAUUUAGCUCCGACGAGGGUUUGAUGUGUUCCUAUCGAGAAUUUGAUCCGGAGCCUAGAACUAAUAUUGACGGGGAUACUGCAGGGGAUAUUAGGACGGUCUCGGAUUUUAAUUCGGCGUUCGUUCGUGAAAUUGACGUUUUAGUACGGGAGGCUAGAUCCGGUGUUUGAAUGACCAGAACUGGUGAGGGAUUAGUACCGGGUUUGUCGUAUCACGAUAAUUAUAUUGAUGCUUAGAAUUGACCUAGGUGAAUUAGAAUGGCAUGAUUAGGGGUGUAUGGACUUUUAUGCUAUAUGAUGAACCAUGGAUUGUUGUAUGAUAUUAUUGACUUGCCCUAGCCGAUAUGGACCUUGUUUAUGUUGAUGAUUGCAUACAUGUUGCAAUUUGUGGGCUUGACUGUUGAUAUGCCAUAUGAUGGUUCGAAAAGGUGAUUGGGUAUGAUAUUUCAUGAUUAUUGUAUUUGGAUGCACAUGUGGGAAAAUAUAUAUUCCAUGGUGAUAUUAUGACGUUUGAGGAGGGUGACUGGCACGAGGGUUUAUCCCGAGGAAGUGCAAUUAUACGACUCCUGAUUUACCUAUGUUGAGUCAAUUGUGGCCAGGUCAAGUACAUGUGCAAGUAGCGAAUUAUGAUUAAGCAAGAUGAGAUAUGGAUCAUGGAUAAGGAUACCAAGUAAGAGUACUUUGGUCUCAUGGUCAAUUACAUAGUAAUUAGGGCUCCCCAUGCUAUUACUCCGUUAUGAUAUGUUAUGUCACACCCCUGAUGUGGUGUUGACCGUUGAUUCAUCAUGAGAUAUGACCACACCCAGAGUGGUGUUGAGUCCGAUAUGACCACACCCAGAGUGGUGUUGAGUCCGAUAUGACCACACCCAGCGUGGUGUCAGGUCCGAUAUGACUACACCGGCAGUGGUGGGUCUGAUAUGACCACAUCCACGAGAUGUUUGGUCCGUAUUCCCGGGAGAGUAAUUAGCAUGGGAGUAGCCAGACGCCUAUGAUUAAAACAUGAUAAGAUGC